AGAUGGUCUUCACAAUGCGGGUUCCAGUGUUUUUAUUGUUCUUUUUUGGAUUGUCUGAAGCUGUUGAUUUUAAUUGUCCCGCUAACAAUAUCACCUCGGUUAGACAAAAUGGUAAUAUUCCUGAAGGAGCCACAAGUUCAGUUGUAAUACCAAAAGGCACAGACUGCACAAUUAAUUUUGACAUUCCCAACGGAUAUGCACUUUUCCUUCAAUUGUCUGUGGGUCCUCUUCAAGCAGAUGAUCAUAUUUUGUUAAUUGACAACAAUAAUCAACAGAGAGAAGUACGCCCUACAACAAAUGAUACAACUAUUCCUGUAUGGCUAGCUGCUACAAUUGCUACAAUUAAAAUCAAAGGAACAACUGGUAACAGCAAGUUCAUGGUCACUUAUCGAUUUAACCAAUUGAUCGGGUUCACUCAAGUAAAGAAAACAACAGGAGAUUAUUUUGAUUUAUCUCAGUUGACCGGAAAUACCUACUUCACAUUCAACUCAUCACCAAAUGACAAGGUUAGGGUAGCACAUGGCAAAAAAACAUCGGAUGCUGAAGAUAAUGCUCUUGAUCAAAUCUUUGUGUACGACGGGGACAACCUUACCACUGCUAAAAUGAUUGGAACUCUUGCUGACAUUGGUUCGCCUAAAUCUGAUAUCAAAUCGUCAUCCACAUCACUGACACUUGUCAAUUUCUACGGUACAAAAUCCACGUCAUACGUUAUUGGAAAUGACGCAACUACAAUGAUUGGAUACAGUAAAUAUAGCUUUAUCGUUUCAAACUCCGGAAGAAAAACUUAUGGAAAUAUGGGUGAUCUGUCCGGAAAUGUGGGCGGAUAUACUUUUCUGUGCCUUGAUUGCAAUCAGUUCUAUUUCACAGAAUUGCAAUUUGCGACUUUUUCCAAUGGAUGGGUCAAUUUCCAAGGGCAAUCACCAACUCAUAAAAAAGAAACGUUGAUUCAAUAUGAUGCUCAAACAUACACAUCAAGCCAAAUGCCACAAGUUAUUCCGACUAAUAUGUUCACGAUCAACAUUCACUUGGCAACAAUUAAAUUUGAUGUUAAUACUGGAAAUGAUGAAGCCACGUGGCAGAGACCAUACGACGGACGUAAAGGAUACAUUAUUUCUCCGAGUCUAUGGAAUCCAAAUGCAAAUCCAAACAAUUUGAACUAUGACUUCCGAAAUGACACUCAACUAUUCACCUACAAAGUUGACUUUGAAAGAAUGAAAUUCAGUUCGAAUGACCAAAUGACACUUCAAAUUGGUUCAGGAACUGGAAAUCCAGCUAUCAACAACCAAUACCCACGUGAUAAAAGUUCCACUGGAUCAGUCUCUUCAAAUGGAAAUUACAUGAAAGUAGGACUCACCGCUAGUUCCAACACCGAAGUUCGAGUUGCAUUUGAAUUCAAGAAAUAUAAUUCUGCAACUUCAAUCGGCAUCUUUAUCACUUUGUUUGUUACAUUAUUGAGAGUAUUUUAAGUUAUUCAUCUUAUCAAUGGAAACAUGUCGGAUAUUUCUUGAUUGCUUCUGUUCUUUUCUUUAUAUGGCAUCAUAAUAAACGUUUUUAAUGACU
Caenorhabditis elegans is the source of this 1560-nucleotide messenger RNA. It is a transcript of the gene F35E12.10, whose product is annotated as CUB-like domain-containing protein. Bases 3 to 1466 code for a protein of 487 amino acids. The record is from RefSeq and is marked reviewed. Lineage: Eukaryota; Metazoa; Nematoda; Chromadorea; Rhabditida; Rhabditidae. The transcript is spliced from 8 exons.